Cyclocybe aegerita is the source of this 1488-nucleotide messenger RNA. Lineage: Eukaryota; Fungi; Basidiomycota; Agaricomycetes; Agaricales; Hemipholiotaceae. The record is from the annotation of a GenBank genome assembly.
AUGAACAAGAGCGAGCCCUAUCUGCCCAUUAGCGACAAGCCCUUCUGGGAACGCGACCAAGAAGAGGACGACCCUCUAAACAGUGUUGCGGACAGCUGUGUCCUGCUCCAGUCUCUCAAGCAGUCGAGAGAAAGAUGGCUAUUCAGGACCUUCCCCAAGUUCUCCAGCAGGUCACGCGGCAACAAAAAUGCAGACGUCGUCCCACCGCCCCAUACCAUUCAGACCAGAGGGCGCUGUGAUCUGGAGGUCGGACCCCACAUCUUUCCAGAUACCCUAUUCUAUGAAGUGCACUAUUUACCAACGCAAGCACCGCAAUCUGCGACUGCGAACCACUACUGGCAAUCCUCGUACACGGCUCCCUACUCUCAUACGAUACCAACCUCUACUUCACAGACGCCGCAGCCGCCAACAACGGUGCAACCUGAACCAGAGAAAGCAUCAACGUCUAACCCCUUCAUGUCGUCUCUGCCCUCUGUAGCCGCGGUAACACCCAGCCUUAUUAGCCAAGUCAACACUGCAGCAUCUUCUAAUCCGAUUUUGGCGAACCUUCUACAGCUGGCCGCUGCCGGAAAGGCGACUCCCGACCAACUUAAAACACUCGGGCUACUCAUUCAAUCUCUCGCAAAUCUCGAAAGGACUCCUUCAGCUAUAGCUCCACCGUCGCAGCAGCUGAGCCCUCUGCAACCAACACCCGCCCAAAUGGAUUAUUAUAGAAAUAUGCCAACUCUGCCCCCAGUGAAGGCAUUCGAUAUUGUUAUCGAGUUUCGUGAAACCCCGAACGAUCGUUGGCUCUUUCCCCGAGGUCCGGUGUAUGCGGAACGCAAACCUCGCACGAAUUUUGCGAGCCUCAAUCAAGAUAUAUUAUUGCUAACGUGCCUUCCGUUUGAUGAUGCUAUGAAGACACGAGCCUCUGCACCUAAUGGCACAGAAACAUCUUUGACGCCUUGUGUUAAAAGUCCAGUUACACUGACCCUCAAAGAAGCUCCAGCGACUAUCUGGGACACAAUAAAUCGAUGGACAGGGGGUGAAGAGAAAAUGAAUGUAAAUAAAACUUACAUCGAGGGCCUGGUUGUACCACCUCGAUUAUACCUCGGACUUCAAUUGCCACCUGGACCAACACUCACGCAACUCCAACAAGCCUGUGCUUCGCCUUAUCCUAUGAAGACCCUCAAACAAGGUCCAACAGCAAUGCAUACUAGAGCGCCUCGCAAGAGGACCAAUGCCCAACGGAAGGGUGCAGGCAAUUCAAACGCUCCAGAGGGAACUGCUAGUACAAUUAGUGAAUCCAUUGUCAUCAAGCGACCUCGCACGUCCAAGUCCUUUACCACCACUCCAAUACAAUGUCAUUCUUGCAAACAAACCGACGUGCCACUGAUUAUGGGAGGCAGAUUCUGUCGUCCAUGUGCUGAAAAGCAGACAGCCAGUGCUAUCGCGCCGCCGUCAUCAACGACUGUUCCUGCUGUUCAUGUCCUUCCUCCGUCCUCCUGA